Messenger RNA from Setaria italica (foxtail millet), 1121 nucleotides. RefSeq lists its product as uncharacterized. Bases 424 to 873 code for a protein of 149 amino acids. The transcript has 5 exons. NCBI's taxonomy places the organism in Eukaryota, Viridiplantae, Streptophyta, Magnoliopsida, Poales, Poaceae. The record is from RefSeq and is a predicted model, not a curated record.
GACCGAUUUGGUGAAUUACUUGCUUGGAAAGGGUAUCCUUUUGGUGAUCCACCCAAUGAUACUUUGGAGUCUGUCUGGGGGGAGCUUGAAAAGGAAGUUGUGACAAAUAUAUCCCGUAGUGUUGUCUCACUUGCUUCUUUCAACAGAGAUCACUCGAGGUCUUUUGCUUGCACAGGGUUGCUUAUAAAGUGGCAGGGAAGAGCCAAACGCAAACGCACUGUUGUCCUGACUUCUGCCAGUCUUGUUAGAAGCCGUGAUAAUGAAGACAACAUUGAUAAAAACUUGAGGAUUGAGGUGUUCCUCCCACCGAAUCAACGCUGCGAUGGAACAUUGGAAUUGUAUAACUUGCAAUAUAAUAUUGCUAUUGUCAGUAUCAAGGAACGUUUCAAUGCCAUUCGACCUGCAGACAUUCUCGAUAAAGAAAUGGAAGUGUCACCUGAAAAGGUAGUGGCUAUAGGGCGUGACACUAUACAUGGACUAUUGAUGGGCACAAUUGGUGAAGUGAAAAGUAGUAACGAGGAUUGCAAACUUAAUUGCAAAGAGCUUCAGUGUUCCACUUGUCACAUCACGAAGGCUGGGAUCGGUGGCCCUCUUAUUGGUUUUGAUGGAAGUUUUGUUGGCAUGAACUUUUAUGAUGGAAGUGAUGUAACUCCUUUCCUUCCAAGGGUUGUGAUCUUCAAUCUUUUAAGAAGAGUGGUUAAUUCCGGAUUACCAGCAGAAAGCGGAGAGUAUCCUAUGCCCAUACUUGAUCAUUUCAUGGUGGGGGAGAAAUACAGGUGGCCAGUGCCAGAACCAUAUUGGUAUCAUGGUGAACUUGACGUGGAUAUGGACGACGAUGAUUUCCCUGGGCUCAUUGGAAGGACACUCAAUUAGGCGGCCGUGCUAUUAACACAUCGAAAUAUAUUAGUAUCAUGGUGCACCAUGUGGAUAGAUAUGAUGAAGACUACCAAUCGGAUGUCAAGCCUGUUCUGCACAUCUUGCUAGUAUUUAAGUAAUCAGUUAUCAUUGCCCUUCUGUCUAAAAUGUAUGUAACUGCAGGAUCAUAUGACUGACAGUUGCCACUUUCAACUUUGCUAAAAUAUUUGACUUGAACAAAAUGCGCUUAGGUUUUGCCAUGCUUA